Antrostomus carolinensis (chuck-will's-widow) is the source of this 1103-nucleotide messenger RNA. It is a transcript of the gene FBH1, whose product is annotated as F-box DNA helicase 1. The transcript has 9 exons. Gene Ontology annotation, biological process: replication fork processing; double-strand break repair via homologous recombination. Gene Ontology annotation, molecular function: ATP binding; 3'-5' DNA helicase activity; DNA binding. Gene Ontology annotation, cellular component: nucleus. The annotation marks the transcript as partial. NCBI's taxonomy places the organism in Eukaryota, Metazoa, Chordata, Aves, Caprimulgiformes, Caprimulgidae. The record is from RefSeq and is a predicted model, not a curated record.
UAGCUUGCCUGAAGCAAAGUUGACCCAUGAACAGCAAAGGAUUUUGAAUCACAAAAUCGAACAUGGUCAAAUAGUGAAAAUUAUGGCAUUUGCAGGUACAGGAAAGACCUCAACCUUGGUCAAGUAUGCGGAGAAGUUUGCUGAUCUGAAUUUCCUUUAUGUGACAUUUAACAAAGCUGUUGCAGCGAGGGGGAAAAGGGUCUUCCCCAGAAACGUUACGUGCAGGACUUUCCAUUCUUUAGCAUUUGGAAGUGUUGGCAAAGACUAUAAAGAAAAAGGCAAGCUGAACUUUUCCAAGAUGUCCGUUUACUCCAUCAGUUUCCUUCUCCAAUACCGUGAAGGACAAUCUCUGUUUAUAAGAGGGAAAACAGUCUCGCAGACCCUUGAAAACUUUUUUGCCUCUUCAGAUAAAGAGAUCUCUGCAGAGCACACUCCUGUUUGGUUCAGAGAUACUCACGGUGAGAGAAGACUUGUCAGUCCAUCAGAAAAGGAAAUCAAUGUUGCAGAGGCAAAAGAGAUAUGGUACAACAUGAAGAAGCUGGAUGGAGACGUGGAGAAGAAAUACAAAAUGACUUCUGAUGGGUAUUUGAAACUUUGGCAGCUCAGCAAGCCUCAGCUCUCAGGAUAUGAUGCCAUUUUUGUAGAUGAAGCACAGGACUGCACUCCAGCCAUCAUGGAUAUUGUGCAGUCACAGACAUGUGGCAUAAUCCUCGUAGGAGACCCUCACCAGAAGAUUUAUACCUUCCGAGGGGCUGUCAAUACCCUCUACUCAGUGCCUCACACCCAUGUCUACUACCUCACCCAGAGUUUCAGAUUUGGUCCUGAAAUAGCUUACGUUGGAGCAACCAUUCUUGAUGUCUGCAAGAGGAUUAGGAAUAAGACAUUAGUGGGUGGAAACCAAAAGGGUGAUGUGAGAGGUGGCAUGGAGGGGAAGAUAACAAUCUUAUCACGAAGCAAUUUUAACGUGUUUGAAGACGCUGUGAAAAUUACUGGAAGAGAGAGACCGAUUAAAAUACACGUGAUUGGGGGGCUUCACCGUUUUGGCCUGAGCAAAAUUUAUGAUAUUUGGAAACUCAGUCGACCUGCAGAUGAAAGGGAAAAAG